AUGAUCUCAUGGUCUAUAGAGUUGUCAGAAUACGACAUCAUCUAUGAACCGCGACAGGCAAUUAAAGCCCAAGUAUUAGCAGACUUCUUGGUUGAAAUGACACAUUUACAUGAGGCUGAGGACAACGUCGAUUGGAUCAUUUACGUCGACGGAUCUUCCAAUAUCAAGGGAAGUGGUGCAGGAAUAAUAGUGGAAAGCCCUCAAGGUAUUACAGUGGAACACUCUAUCCAUUUUGGAUUCAAAGCUUCAAACAACCAGGCUGAGUACAAAGCAGUCCUCGCAGGACUCGCCAUGGCCAAAGAAUUGGGGGCAACAAAUAUAAAUCUCAAGAGUGAUUCACAAUUAGUAACUGCUCAAGUUCAAGGAAGCUACCAGGCCAAGGAGGCAUUAAUGAUAAAAUAUCUGGAAAAAGUGAGACUCCUACUGACAGAAUUUUGA
Molecule: messenger RNA, 438 nt
Organism: Gastrolobium bilobum
Lineage: Eukaryota; Viridiplantae; Streptophyta; Magnoliopsida; Fabales; Fabaceae
Exons: 1
Coding region: 1-438 (145 amino acids)
Molecular function (GO): RNA-DNA hybrid ribonuclease activity; nucleic acid binding
Source: RefSeq, a predicted model, not a curated record